Molecule: messenger RNA, 862 nt
Organism: Frieseomelitta varia
Lineage: Eukaryota; Metazoa; Arthropoda; Insecta; Hymenoptera; Apidae
Product: circadian clock-controlled protein daywake-like
Exons: 5
Coding region: 85-828 (247 amino acids)
Source: RefSeq, a predicted model, not a curated record
GGAGUCCUUGGCGCUGGAAACUAUAUAAACGGACCGCUUAUAAUUGACUAAGGCUAGCUGGAAGAUUUUUAACCGAAGCACACCAUGUCGUACCACACCGUUCGCGCGGUCGCCAUCGCGCUAUGCACCCUUGCUGUCGUCGUUGCGGAUUAUCAGCUUCCUGCAACCGUGAAAACAUGCAAAAGGGAUUCCGAUGACUUCUCAUCGUGUUUAAGGCUGGCCAUUCAAGAAGCAUGGCCCACGUUUAUUUCAGGAUUGCCAGAGUUCGAUAUGCCUCCUUUGGAUCCCUAUUUCACCGAGUCUUAUUCGAUGGAAUAUGAUAAGGGCCAGCUUCGUGGAAAAUUGAUUGCCAUGGACGUUCGAACGUACGGUCUUACUAAAGCGCACUUCUUAUCCGUAAAACCAGAAAUGGUAGAUGACUUGUUCCGGUUGGAAAUCGAUGUGGAGAUACCAAAGGUUUUAAUCGAUGGCAAUUACGACGUCGAUGGAUUUGUGGGCACCUUUAAAAUUGGUGGAAAAGGAUUCUUCAACAUUAGCAUGGAGGAUAUGAGAACCGUAUGGGACAUCUCUGGUCACGUAGUGGACGAUAAAUGGGUCGUAGAACAUUUUAAAAUGACGCCGACAAUUGGAGGUAUGAAGAUCUGGUUCAGCGAUCUUUUCAAUGGAAACGACGAUCUCAAUCAAGCUGCUCUGCUCUUCAUCAACGAAUAUUGGCCACUGGUGUACCGAGGAAUGUUACCAAAAAUGAUGGAUGCUUGGGACACGUUCCUGUCCGAAUUUACUAAUCGUUUCUUCUCAAAAAUACCAUUCUCAACGGUGUUUCCUUGAAGGAGCGUCAAAAUUAUAGCGAUAAAAUUAUUAU